AUGUCCGUGCACGACGACGACAUGGUUGAUGAGAGGCCGAGGUCAACGAUCGACGCGGCGGGAUCCGAGUCCAACGAUGACAGCGCCGUCCUCUCCUCUGAUUCCUCUGAUGACGACGACGAGCCGAACCGGUGGCCGUGGGUCCUGCCAGACUACACCGCGACGAGAGUGAUCUUCUCCUGCGCCCACCUGCGGUCGCUCUCCCUCAGCUCCUACCGGCUCGCCCCGCCCGACACCGUCAGCCUGCCGUCCCUGGUGACUCUGCUCCUGUCCCACGUCUCCGACCCCGGGAGCGACUUGGAGCGGCUCGUCGCCGGCUGCCCGCGCCUCGCGGACCUGACGCUCGAGGCCUGCAGCACGGGGACCGCGCUCUCCAUCGUCGGCGGCGCUCGCCUCCGCAGGCUGGCCCUCCGCUGCUGCCACAACCUGACGGCCGUCGCCGUCGACUCGUCGGAGCUACAAGCGUUCGAGUACAGGGGCGCCGUGACCGACGGCUCGUUCCUGACCAUGCACGGCGGCGGCUCCAUGAGGGUCGCCGACUGCAAGGUCGACAUCUGCGAAGAAGAGGCCACAUCAGAGGAGGAGCUCAUGAACCUGAGGCAGCUUCUGCAGCUGUUUGUGAACGCCGAGCACCUGCACCUCGAGUCCGCUCGCCUCGGCUCAGGCCUCGACAAAGGACUGCCUUCCUUCUCGAGCCUCCUCCACCUCGAGAUGAGGGGAUGCCUUCCCGACGACGACACCGGCGCCAUCGCCGCGAUGAGCACGGUCCUGGAGCACGCCCCGAACCCGGAGACGCUGUCACUAGCCUUCCAUCCCCAGGAGCACGACUUUGGUGACCGCCCCGACUACAUUCGCUUCAGCGAGGAGGAGCUACUUGGCGCGCACCAUCUCAGCUACAAUCCGCACUCGGUUCUCGCGACGCCGAGCGCCAUGAUCCCUUGCCUGAGGAACCAAGUGAGGAAGAUCAACCUGGUGCAUUACCAGGGAGGCACCGCGCAGAGGGCGCUGGCCAAGUUCCUGCUCUCCAACGCGCCGGUGAUCGACAAGCUGUGGUGCGGGUUCGCCGAGGGCCCCAUGUGGACCCAGAUUCAGCUGAUGCGCGAGAUCGAAGGCUGGUUGAUAAACAAGUCAGCCGAAACCCACUUCGCUUGA
Miscanthus lutarioriparius is the source of this 1152-nucleotide messenger RNA. NCBI's taxonomy places the organism in Eukaryota, Viridiplantae, Streptophyta, Magnoliopsida, Poales, Poaceae. The record is from the annotation of a GenBank genome assembly.